Messenger RNA from Microtus ochrogaster (prairie vole), 2219 nucleotides. RefSeq names its product DnaJ heat shock protein family (Hsp40) member B13 (gene Dnajb13). The record is from RefSeq and is a predicted model, not a curated record. Gene Ontology annotation, molecular function: protein-folding chaperone binding. Gene Ontology annotation, cellular component: cytosol. Lineage: Eukaryota; Metazoa; Chordata; Mammalia; Rodentia; Cricetidae.
UGGCUCCUGCUGAGGCAGCCCCACCCUGAUGCCAGCCAAAUCGCUUCCCUGUGAAGCUUAGGGCAGGAAAGGGGCACCUCUUUCCUCUUGCAUACCAUAUCCUGGCUUUGAGCUGGUCAGGACGCAGACUGGAAAUUCAGACACACCUGUAGUGCACCAGUGGGCUCCCCGUGUCCAAUCCUCCGCCCCAUUAUGUCCUACUGGGUCAUGUUAGAAUUCCUAGCUAUGAAAUGAGGACAACGGAUAAUUUGGACCUUAUCCUGAGUCUCAUAGAGAUCACAGGACCGUGAACCAGAAAUGACUUGGACAAGAGGAUGUUACAGUUUCCAUUCUGGCCAUUAUAUGGGUUUUUGUCACUAAUUGAUACUCAUCUCUGAAUAUCUCUGUCAAGUCUCAGGGACUCUGUGAAAGUCUAGAUAUGGAUGUGAUGGUACCUGCCUGUAAUCAAAUAGUUGGUGCACAGCCUGAGCUGCAUAGGCUGCACAGCAAGGCUCUGUUCAAAAAAGAAAAGAGGUACCGGAAACUUGCCAUGAAGAACCACCCGUUGAAGUCAAAUGAGCCAUCUGCACCAGAGACAUUCAGGCAAAUAGCAGAAGCCUAUGAUGUGCUGAGCGACCCCGUGAAGAGAGGCAUCUAUGACAAGUUUGGCGAGGAAGGCCUGAAGGGUGGGAUUCCUCUGGAGUUUGGAUCUCAGACUCCAUGGACAACAGGCUACGUCUUCCAUGGCAACCCUGAAAAGGUGUUUCACGAGUUUUUUGGAGGAGACAACCCCUUCAGUGAAUUUUUUGAUGCAGAAGGAAAUGAUAUAGAUUUGAAUUUUGGGGGGCUUCGUGGCCGAGGAGUCCAGAAACAAGACCCUCCAAUCGAACGAGACCUCUAUUUGUCCCUUGAGGACUUAUUCUUUGGCUGCACCAAAAAGAUUAAGAUCUCCCGAAGGGUGCUAAAUGAAGAUAAAUAUUCCUCCACCAUAAAGGACAAGAUUCUGACAAUCGACGUAAGGCCUGGGUGGAGGCAGGGCACACGCAUCACCUUUGAGAAGGAAGGGGACCAGGGACCCAACAUUAUCCCGGCUGAUAUUAUCUUCAUCGUAAAGGAGAAACUGCAUCCUCGCUUCCGCAGAGAGCUUGACAACCUCUUCUUUGUGUACCCCAUUCCUUUGGGUAAGGCUCUCACCUGCUGCACCGUGGAGGUGAAGACCCUAGAUGACCGUCUGCUCAACAUCCCCAUCAAUGACAUCGUCCAUCCCAAGUACUUCAAGAUAGUGCCAGGUGAGGGUAUGCCACUGCCUGAGGACCCUACCAAGAAGGGGGACCUCUUCAUUUUCUUUGACAUCCAAUUCCCCACCCGCCUCACACCUCAGAAGAAGCAGAUGCUGCGCCAGGCAUUGCUGACCUAAUUCUGGGGCACCUGAACAGGAGCAGGGAUGGAGAGGGCUAGCUGGGCCUUACACACUCCACCCUCACAGUGAAGAUGGGGAAGUGUGAGACCUUAGGCCAAUAUAAUAAAGAUUCCUUUCCUAUCCUCUAUGACCUGAAGUGUGCUGGAGAGAAGCUUCCUGCUUUGCCUUCCUUUGGACCCUGAAAAGCUAGGCACCUGGGGUCCCACUUGGCUUCCUAGGCAUGGACUAUUCCCUGAGGGUUUAGAGCCUCUUGCUUACAUCUUGGUACAUGGGGCAGGGCUAUGUGACUGACCCUGUCAAAUGUCCCUCUGCUCUUGCCAUUUCACAACAUAUAUGUACAAAAGGAAUCUUCUAGGGACUGUCCUGCUUUGGGAAACAGGAAACAGGAAACACAGAAAGACAGCACUUGUACCUGUGCUCUGGUGUCUAUGGCUGAGCUGCCACCAGACCUUAGGCCAAUCUGUAUAGACUCACAAGCUUCAGUUAAAGUCACACCCAGAACACAAUGCCAGAAGAGCUCUGUCUGCCUCUGGCUCUGGUACGGUGUCUAUGAGAUGGGUCUCAGGCUGCCUGUGGGCCAGUGUUCUGGGAGGCAUGGCAUUUGGGGUCUGUCCAGGUCUGUCCCUGACUCUUGCAUUCAUUACUAACUUGCUUAGUAGAGCUUACACCCUGCCUACAGGUGUGAGAACUGGGUCUUUGGUGUGAAAACUCUUGGUAGACUCAUGGUUAGAUUAUAGAGAGGGUCACUCCAGGUGGCCUGAAGGAGAUCCUGCUUCUGGGUGCAGCCAGGGCUGUGUGGCCCACACCAGUACCUUCAAAG